Salpingoeca rosetta is the source of this 1521-nucleotide messenger RNA. RefSeq lists its product as uncharacterized. The transcript has a single exon. The record is from RefSeq and is a predicted model, not a curated record. Bases 1 to 1521 code for a protein of 506 amino acids. Lineage: Eukaryota; Choanoflagellata; Craspedida; Salpingoecidae.
AUGGUGAAUGAGCGACUGCUGGAGCAAAAUGGGGAAGAACAGGAGGGCUACUGCCGAACGUGUUGGCGUAACUGCACACGAGCUGUUUUUGCGUUUUGGCCUGCCGCCCUCUCUGUGCUUUCAUUCGGAGCCCUAGUGGCAGCGGCGUACGGUGCAUUGACACCGAAAGACUUUGACGUCACGCAACCGACCCGAGGAGGGCGGUAUGAGCUGUUCGAAGGCCUCCUUCUGGGAGCAGCCGGAGCCGCAGCUCUGGCCGUGCUGCUGGUGAUCUGCAACAAGGCCAAAUUCGACAAGAAACAAAGCACAUCCACGCGUCACACACGAGAAUCAGACGAUCAGGGGUGUUGUUGUCGUUGUGGGUAUGCAUGGUUGAAGCCCCUGUGUUGUGACUGUGCAUGGUUGCCUUGCAACAUUCACGACGACGACGACGACGAUGUGGAGUCCAGUGGCUCAGUCUUUGAAACAGACCCCAUGCCAGACGACCCGUUUGAGUACGAAGAAAAGGACAAGGCCACCUUGCUCACCAAAGUGCUUGUGACUGCGUUUACGUGCGUCAAGGUGAAAACGGGGACACACAACUCCCUUCGGAUUGCAAAUCGAAAACUCGGACCAAGUGGCAAGUACUUGCUAGUGGGUUGUCUCGUGUUCAUGUUUAUGGGCAUGGGGUGCGUCGUCGUCUAUGAGCUUCAAGACCAAGUGUCGACUGCAGUCUGCUUGGAAGGCUAUGACUGUUUCGUCUCGAACCCUAACCGAGUUAGUCACAACUCUGAGCCCGUCAACUGCACGGAAGUGCCAUUUUUGAAAGCCCCAUUCUACUUUGACUGUCGACGCCUGCACCCUUUUGAAUUCAGCCGCGUGAGCUCGGUGCUCGGCUCUGCUUACGGCGCACUGCAGAUCAUUCUAUUCGCGAUCAACGCCUUCGUUGGGUUCCUGGACAAACAGCCACCGAAAUCAAGGCGACAGAACGAACAGACAGGGUAUUGUGCCCCCAUCACGUCGCUUCCAUGGAAUUUCGAUCGCGUGUUUUGGUGGAUGCUCGGGGCGACCGUCGUGGGUUUAGUUUCACCAACAGUAUAUCUCGCCGUGUCGUUCUCACUGGAUUCACUGAACGCCCCUGGGAUUGGAACGCUGCUCCAGGUCGUUUUUAUCAUGGCAGGUCUUGUCAUGCUUCCCCUCGCAUUUUGUUGCAGCAGCCACCGAAACAAUGUUGCUUUUGUGACCGUCAAGGAUGGCGUAUUGAUGGAGUACUUUGGCAGGUUGUCAAAGCAGGUUCAGGAGCAACAGUCACUCCACCCAGAGCGAGAAGAAGUGCCUGGCAAGCUGGACAGUCGCCCCCCAACCACCAAAUUUGGUGGUCCCAAAGCCACAGAACAGUCUGUCCAACGCAUGGCUUCACACGGCAAUGACCCGACAACCGGAGAUGAUGACACUGCUUCUGCCGUCACCCCUUUGGAAAAGGGCAAACCCCAAGUCCAGUACGGCACCAGAUUAACUUCACAUCCCGAGCAAGCUGUGUAA